Vombatus ursinus (common wombat) is the source of this 4117-nucleotide messenger RNA. RefSeq names its product ETS variant 5 (gene ETV5). Gene Ontology annotation, cellular component: nucleus. NCBI's taxonomy places the organism in Eukaryota, Metazoa, Chordata, Mammalia, Diprotodontia, Vombatidae. Gene Ontology annotation, molecular function: DNA-binding transcription factor activity, RNA polymerase II-specific; sequence-specific DNA binding. The record is from RefSeq and is a predicted model, not a curated record. Gene Ontology annotation, biological process: cell differentiation; regulation of transcription by RNA polymerase II. Bases 180 to 1751 code for a protein of 523 amino acids. The transcript has 13 exons.
AGCCGGUCGGAGCCCCUGCCCGGAGCGCUCCUGUCAAGCGGGAGCGCGCGCAAGCGGCGGCGGCGGGAGCGCGCGCAGUUUGAAAUCUUCGAGAUUCACCAAACAACCGGACCCCUUUAGCCCAGGAAUUACUCAAUGCUGAAACCUUUCAGAGGGAUAUUAAAGACUUUAGAAGCACAAUGGAUGGUUUUUAUGAUCAGCAAGUCCCUUUUAUGGUGCCUGGGAAAUCUCACCCUGAGGACUUUCGAGCAAGGCCUGUGAUUGACAGAAAGAGAAAGUUCUUGGACACCGAUCUGGCUCAGGAUUCCGAAGAGUUGUUUCAGGAUCUCAGCCAACUCCAGGAGGCCUGGUUAGCUGAAGCACAAGUUCCUGAUGAUGAACAGUUUGUCCCAGAUUUUCAGUCUGAUAACCUGGUGUUUCAUGCCCCGCCUCCAGCCAAGAUCAAGCGCGAGCUGCACAGCCCGUCUGCCGAGCUGUCCUCCUGUAGCCAUGAGCAAGGCCUUGGUGCUAACUAUGGCGAGAAGUGCCUGUACAACUAUUGUGCCUACGAUAGGAAGCCCCCCUCUGGGUUCAAGCCAUUAACCCCUCCUACCACCCCCUUGUCACCAGCCCAUCAGAAUUCCUUGCUACCCCCUCCUGCUUCUGUGCAGGCUUCAGCCCACGCUCCCACGGCAGGCCCUGUGCAAGGUGUAGGCCCAGGCCCAGGCCCAGCCCCUGCCCCCGCCCCUGUCCCCGUUCCCACCCCAACUCCUGUCCCUGCCCCCCACACCCUUCAUGAACCCAGACAACAGCAGCAAACCUUUGCCAUCCCUCGGCCACCACAUCAACCCAUGCCGAUGCCAAAGAUGAUGCCUGAGAACCAGUAUCCAUCUGAACCAAGGUUUCAGAGACAGAUGUCUGAACCCUGCCACCCCUUCCCUCCUGGUGACAGUCGUCCAGGGUACCACCGACAGAUGUCUGAGCCCAUUGUCCCUGCGGCUCCCCCACCACCUCAGGGAUUCAAACAAGAGUAUCCUGACCCUCUCUACGAGCAUGGUGUUGCAGGCAUACCCGGAGUGCCGCCAGCACGUGGUUACCAGUCACCAAUGGGCAUCAAGCAAGAGCCCAGGGAUUACUGCAUUGAUUCAGAAGUGCCUAACUGCCAGUCAUCCUACAUGAGAGGAGGCUAUUUCUCCAGCAGCCAUGAUGGUUUUUCAUGUGACAAAGAUCCUCGAUUGUAUUUUGAUGAUACGUGUGUUGUACCAGAAAGGCUGGAGGGCAAAGUCAAACAGGAGCCCACCAUGUAUCGGGAAGGGCCCCCUUACCAGAGACGAGGCUCCCUGCAGCUGUGGCAGUUCCUGGUCACUCUCCUCGAUGACCCAGCCAACGCCCACUUCAUUGCCUGGACAGGUCGAGGCAUGGAGUUCAAGCUGAUAGAACCAGAAGAGGUUGCUCGACGAUGGGGCAUCCAGAAGAACCGACCAGCAAUGAAUUAUGACAAGCUGAGCCGCUCUCUGCGCUAUUAUUACGAAAAGGGCAUCAUGCAGAAGGUGGCCGGCGAGCGGUACGUCUACAAAUUUGUCUGCGAUCCGGACGCUCUCUUCUCCAUGGCCUUUCCAGACAAUCAGCGUCCCUUCUUGAAGGCUGAGUCCGACUGCCCCCUGAACGAGGAGGAGACCUUACCCCUGACUCACUUUGAGGACAACCCCGCUUACCUCCUCGACAUGGAUCGCUGCCCCAGCCUCCCCUAUGCAGAAGGCUUUGCUUACUGAGCGGCUGAGUCCGAAGCUCCAGUGCCAGAUUUAGCAGUUCGCAUUCAGCCAAAUGAAGGCAGUGAUUUUCUUUGAUUAUUAUUAUUAUUAUUAUUAUUAAUAUUAUUAUUAUUGGUUGUUUUGGGGGUUUUUUUUCCUGCCAUUCCCAAAGCUUGCCCCUGAUUAUUCUGGUGGGCCUCAGCCUGGAUUGGCACCCUUGGAGGAAGGAUCCUAGCCAGGGAAGUAGGGACAGGAAGGAGCCACCAAGUGUGGCUGGAGCCUCAGCUGUCACCCUAAAGAAGUCGGGGAGAAGAGGAUGCCAGUGGAGUUUGAGUUUAUGUCAACCACUUCAUCCUGGUCAGUGUAUGCAAAGCAAAAUGUUGGGGACAGAUGGCCCUCAUGGACUUGAGGAGACUGUGGCAGGAGAAAGUUGUCGUGACAAUCGCUUUGCAUUGAUUGAGGCUCAUAGGUACUUUCCCGUUCCACUCAAGUAGCUCUAAUUUGCACAGUGAGUUGAAAAAGAAAUUGUGCACUGAUCGAAAACCAGCUGGGCUCAGUUGGGGAGGGAGGCUCCAAUCACAAAGACUCGGAACUCCAUAGCCCUGGGUUUCAAAGCUACAAGACUUCAGCUGGAUAUGAAGACUCAACCUGUUUUCUCUUGGCCAAGAAAGAGGAGGCAAAGUUAGGACAGUGUCACUAUCCACUUGAUGGCUCUCAGGUCCUACGCCCUCGACUCUCCCUAGGAGCCUCUCCCCUCUCCCGUCACCGGUGGAACGAGCUGCCUUCGUCCUCUUUCCGAUCACCAGGCUCUGCUGGGGAUGGCAUUACUUUUAGAAGGGUGAUUAACACUCUUGACAGUAUUUGGUUUUGCUUUUGAUUUGGAAUUUGGGAGUGGGGUGGGGGGAAUGGUUGUUUUGGCAAGGCAGUUUCUGAAAACUGGUUUUUGUAGUUUUGGUAUCUAAAGCAAAAAUCCUCUCUCUCGGAAGCUCAGCGCCGCUCUCCUUAGACAGGGCUGUGCUGACCUUUCCAAGAUGCUGCAGCAGCUUGAAAAGGGCUUUGCUCGGGGUCCACCAGAGACAGGCCCGAAGCCUGUCUGCCGUCUGCGUUAUGCUUUUUGUGCCCGCUACCCUGAUGGAACAUUCGCACCUGUGUUGUACAUUCUGGAAGCUUACGGGGCAGCAUGGAUACUCUUCCUAGCUCUUCUGUGUAUAGUUACCCAUAUUCACUGACAUAUUCUCUCUGGAAAGUAUAUGUACAUAAUGCAUUUCAUGUCAAUUUGGAACCUGGUCGCAGUGUGGGAGCCUUUGAGGUUAUUUCUAUGGAUAUAGCUGAUGACUUCCAUUUCAUUCUUCUUCCUUACCUUGGUCCAUCAACCCUGCAUAUAGGAUUCCUGGGGUUUGAGACAUGCGUGUGAUGCCGACAGGUUAAAUAGUACCAUUCCCCGCCAUGUCUCCCUUUUAUAUCAGUCUGGUCCAUUCAUCGAUUUUUUUUCUUGGUCAGUGAGUCAGCAACCGAACGAGGCUCAGAAGAGACAUUGAAGCCUAGUUAGGGCAAACAUCGGUUAUUAGGCGGUGCUCUCUUGCCGUAAUCUGAGGUGUUAGUCUCAGCUCCCCCGGCCAUCUCAUGUAAUUAGAUCGAACGGAUUAGGCUUUGUCUGUGAAGAUGACGCUUUUGACUCACUAUCAAUAAAAUGUGCUCUGAGUUAUUUUUCCAUUGAUGGGUGAUGGGCCACGCUUGGCCAGCCACAUGGUUUCAAAUAGUCCCCCUCAUCCCCAAGAGCACUUUGGGAGCUGGGUCAUCAACUGGGAUGAGGGGUGUAGUCUAUGGCUAGGGACAGAACGUUUCUCUGCGUAAAGCUAAUUAGCCCAUAUAAAUUGAACCUGUGACCUUGGCCUAAUUAGCACCAUACUGUAAUCAAGAGAACUGUUCCAGACGGUGUAAUUAUAGCUCUCUAACCUACACGUAUUCUAUACAUAUAUGCAUAUUUUAUUCCCCCCUCCCCCCCCAAAAAAAAAAAGCUGGCUAAAAAUUUAUUUGUUGUAAAUGCUGUAUAGGAUUUUUCUUCCUUUCUUUUUACUUUCACUGGUUUAGGAUUCAUUCGGAUGGGUUUCUUCUGUUUUAGUCAGGGUGACGCUAAUUCUUUGUAGCCUGAGCUCUCCUCCCAAGGCAUAGGAUGGUGGCAUCAGUGUGGCCUUCCCAGGAACCAGACUCACUGACCUCCUGGAUGGCCUUAGGUUCUUUUCCAGAGUGGAGAAAGUCUCCAGGGCAGAAAGGGUUGAAUCUGAGAAUUGGUUUGGAAGCCUUUCCCCUGAGCAGGGCCAUUUGCAUCCUGCCAAGCUGCAUUACAUUCUGUACUGUGUACAAUAAAGACGUUUGCUUUGAGUUCA